AUUCUGUUUAUUUGCUUUGUUUGUUCCUUGAAUGGAUGAGUGCUUAUUGAUUUUUCAUAAUUAGUUCAAUAAUUUGGGAUUCUGUGUGUUAAUUGCAUUAUUUCUCUUGAUAAGUUCAUCUUCGUGUAAAUAAUUAAAGGAAUAAUUCUUGCAGAUUGUGUUGUUGUUGUCGUCGUCGUUUGUCGGUUGAAAGUGUUUCUUUGCAGUCAUGAGUUUUGCUUUUCGAGGGAGUAGGGGAGAUAUUGAAAGCGGGUUUUCAGAAUAUGUUCCUGAAAGAACCUCUAUGCGAGUUCAUCGAUCUCGGUUGGCUCAUAGCAAUUCUCUAGCUUUUCUGAUUACGGUUAUUUUGGUAUUCAUGAUAUUAAACUCCCCUCAGAUGUCACAUUAUUUUUUGCUCUGGAUAGUACUGGCUGUCUUCGUGAUGGCUACAAGUCUGAGAAUGUAUGCAACAUGUCAACAGCUUCAAGCGCAAGCCAGGGCUCAUGCUGCAGCAGCCUCUGGGUUGCUUGGCCAUGCUGAAUUACAUUUUCAAAUGCCACCAUCUAUUGCAAUUGCAACUAGAGGACGAUUGCAGGGACUUAGACUUCAGCUUGCACUUCUUGACCGAGAAUUUGAUGAGCUAGAUUAUGACACUUUGAGAGCUUUAGACUCUGAUACUGCUUCUAGUACUCCUUCAAUGACUGAGGAAGAGAUAAAUGCCUUGCCUAUUCACAAGUAUAAAGUAUCAGGCCCAACAAAACAUGGCUCUACCGGUUUAACAUCUUUUUCAGAGGCAGCUGAGAGUAAAGAAGACUCUAAAGGAGCAGAGAGAAGUGUCAAAGGUUCAGAAGAUGAGCUGAUAUGUACUAUAUGCUUGGACCAAGUUACGAGGGGGGAACUUGUGCGUAGCUUGCCGUGCUUGCAUCAGUUUCAUGCCAAUUGCAUCGUUCCAUGGCUUCGGCAACAAGGAACAUGUCCUGUGUGCAAAUUUAGGAUGGGGUCAGAAAGGCAGGGAAACACCGAUAGCGAGUCAGUUCAGCGAGGUUCCUAGCCUUUUAUGUGGAGAGUUUUAAUCAAUACUCAAUCCCUUUUAUAGGGAGUAGUUUUAUGUGACCUACCCUUUUUUAGGGGGAGGGGAGUUCUAUGUGGCCUACUUAUCAGGAUAGGUCGACGUGUAAAUGAUUCAAGUAGGGUUUUAUUAUUGGGAGAGUUUAUCAAUCCUCAAUCCCUUUGCUAGGGAGGAGUUUUAUGUGACACACUUCUUUGUAGGAUAGGUCAACAUGUACAUGGUUGAAGUUUGUCUCAUCAUGUGGAAAGUGAAGAUUGUCUCAUUAUGUGGAAAGUUUACGUUUUCAACCUAUUAUCACGAGACAUUUCAUACUAAAUGGAGGUCUUGCUAAAAAAUUGUGUCCUUGCAAGAGAAAAGAAUGCACCCGAGCUACUUUUAUUAUAAAUAUGUAGUUUUUAGAUGAAUACAAAAUAUUGGUUGGGACUUGGCAUGGGAUAUGUAAAAUCCACAUUGUUUAAGUGUUUAAUCAUAAGAAAUGGGAUUCAAUAUUGAUAAA
Messenger RNA from Lathyrus oleraceus (garden pea), 1544 nucleotides. Its product is annotated as E3 ubiquitin-protein ligase SDIR1. The record is from RefSeq and is a predicted model, not a curated record. Gene Ontology annotation, molecular function: ubiquitin protein ligase activity. The transcript is spliced from 9 exons. Gene Ontology annotation, biological process: ubiquitin-dependent protein catabolic process; protein ubiquitination. The coding region runs from base 209 to 1030 and encodes 273 amino acids. Lineage: Eukaryota; Viridiplantae; Streptophyta; Magnoliopsida; Fabales; Fabaceae.